This is a messenger RNA of Rotaria sordida, 576 nucleotides long. Lineage: Eukaryota; Metazoa; Rotifera; Eurotatoria; Philodinida; Philodinidae. The record is from the annotation of a GenBank genome assembly.
AUGGAUAAUUGUUCAAUCUGUUUCUCGAAUGCCGAUGAACUUACUAUUUCUAUCGAGGAAUAUAUGCCUUGUAAUUCGACUAUAGCUAUUCUCAACCGUAUUGUAUCUUUAGAAAAGCUCAAUAAAAUAAUCAUUAAUGGUGAACAUUUUCCUUUUGAUAUAGUAGUUAAAAUAUUAUGUUUUACACCAAAUUAUUCUAAAUUAAUACUUCACUCUCUAUUACUAAAUGAAAUCGAUCGUACGUCGCUUAAAAAUGAUUCAACAUUUCGAAUGACGUCAAAUAAAAAUAAAAUAACAAACCUUACAGUUAAAUCGAUGUGCACUUUGGAAGAAGUUAAAUUAUUCGUAGAACUUUGUCCUCGUUUACAACAUCUUUCUAUGAAAAUCUUACAAGAAGAUUUUAUAUCGACUAUAAAAUUUUUACUAUCAAAACAUAACAAUGAUACUCGUGACUUAUUAACAUUACGCAUCCAAAAUACGGGAAAUAUAUGGUUUGCAAGAGUAUUGAUUUUACUUAAAUCAUUGGAACUGUCUGGUAAAAUCAUGGGUGAUCAUGAUUAUUUUUUAUGGUGGUAA